Messenger RNA from Nicotiana tabacum (common tobacco), 2034 nucleotides. The record is from RefSeq and is a predicted model, not a curated record. Lineage: Eukaryota; Viridiplantae; Streptophyta; Magnoliopsida; Solanales; Solanaceae.
AUGGGAGACGCUUUGGAUAAUCAAAACAAUCGAAACAAUGCGAAUGACCCGAACAAUCAGGGUGUGGCACCUCUUGUGCCAAAAGUAGCUUUGUAUGAUUGGGCACAACCCACCGCUGAGAAUUUGGCAACUGCAAUUGCAGUCCCUCAGAUACAACAUCUGAAAAAUUUUCUGUCGAUUUAUGUCACACAAAGGCAACCAAAUGUGACACCAGAAGCAACAAGACUGUUGUUGUUUCCAUUCUCAGUGACAGGAGAAGCCAAAAUUUGGCUUAAUUCGCUCCCCAUAAAUUCCAUCACAACUUGGGAGGAAUUAGUCAAGCAGUUUUUGAAUAAGUUCUACCCACCUAAUAAGACUGCCAAGCAGGUUGAUGAGAUAUUGAGCUUAAGGCAGAAACCAGCUGAAAUAUUACAAGAAACGUGGGAGAGAUUCAAAGGUAUGUUGGUUAAAUAUCCACAUCAUAGAAUUCCAGAUCAGAUGUUGGGACACAAGUUUUACAUGGGAUUGGCGGACAACUUAAAGGCCAAUAUUGAUGCUUCAGUAGGUGGAGCAUUUUUAAUCAAGUCAUCUAGAGAGUCUAAGGUCCUGCUAGAUAAAAUGGCUCAAAACUCGGGAUGGAUGACAAGAGACUCCACCAUCACCCCUAUAGUUCACUCAGUAGCAUUGGACCCGAACAAUUUCAUAGCCGAGAAUAUGGCCACUCUGAUGACGCAAAUAAGUAUCCUCACCGAGAAGAUUGAUGAAUCAAGCCAGAAGCAGGUACACAUAGUUGACACGACUAAUGGGGGAUUAUGUAAACCAUGCAUUAACCAACCAUACAUGUCUUCGUGGAGUGGUGAAUGUGACAACCAAAACUAUCAAGAGAACAUUUAUGUGGGCAACUAUGGAGGCCAGAGGCAAGGUGGUCAGAAUUUGGGGCAGCAAAAUCAGUUGUAUAGACCAGCACAACAACAGUACAAUAACACCAACAAUUCUAGAGCUAUACGACCACAGGGUCAAGUAGUACCUUACCAAAGGAAACAAGGAUACAACCAGCAAAAUCAACAGCUAACUUAUCAACAAUCUCAACAACAGAUAGUGACACAAGAUGAUGGGCUAUCUGAAAUUAACGGAAAGCUGCAACAACUGAUUGGAUCCAAUGGAAAAAUGCAAGAGAAGGUUGAAGCACAUGAAUUAGCGAUAAAAGGCAUUGAGAUUCAAUUAGAGCAGAUAUCUAUGGCUCUAAAUAACCGCCCCAUGGGACUUUACCUGCGGGCACACAUGUCAAUCCAAAAGAGCAGAGAUCUUGAUUUAGAGCAAGAAAUCGCUCGUGAGAGCCGAUCGACUGAAACACUUAUUUCAGUGCCAAUUGAGGUAGAUGAGUCAACUAAGCUAACAAGAGUAAGAGUGCAACCAACCCAGGAGGAAAUAAACAAGGAAAAAGAGGUUGCGGAGGAGACUGAUAAAGUGCAAGAAAAGGCAUUAGAAAAAGUUUCACAGAAAACAAGCAACCUCCAGCACCUUUCCCGCAGAGGUAGCUAUGCAUUUGUCAAGGCAUUGUGUGAUUUGGGAGCAAGUAUAAAUCUGAUGCCAUUGUCUAUCUAUAAGAAGUUAGGCAUUAAAAAAGCAAGACCCACAUCCAUGUUACUACAGCUAGCUGACCGAACGGUAAAAAGGCCAUCCGAUUUACUUGACGAUGUUGUACAAGUUGGAAAAUUCGUGUUUCCAGCAGAUUUUGUCAUUCUGGACUGCAAGGUUGAUGAGGAGAUUCCCAUAAUUUUGGGAAGGCCAUUCUUGGCCACAGGAAGAGCUUUAAUUAAUUGUGAAACAUGGGAGCUAAAAAUGAGGCUGAAUAAUAAAGAAAUAACAUUUAAUGUGCAAAAGUCUAUGCGGAAACCUAGUGAGUUCACAAAUUGCUCUUUGUUAGACAUGAUGGAUGUAAUCAUGGAGGAAGAUGAUGAGGCACUUAAUGCAAAAGACCCUCUAACAGCCUACCUUAUAAACUUAGAAGAUGUAAAUGGUGAGGACUUGGAGGAAUGGGUGUUGGCUCUUUAA